AGAUGUGCUUACCAACAAAAAGAAAAAGAGAUGCAGAUGAUGCCAAGUUGUAUACUGAAUGGAUGCCGGUGUUAAAUACCGAUGAUUUAGAUUUAAAUUCCAUCAGAGCUUUUUUUUCCUAAUUUUAAAAGAGAGAAGAAAAGGAAAAAGAAGGGAUUAGAGAGAUCUAUAAUUUGCAAAAAUUUCGUAGCUGCUCGAAUGGACGCGCCGCGUGGAUUUACCAUGUGACGUGAUGUUGCCAAACGGGUAAUGGUUUCCCGAGAGGGGAGUAGGGCUCCCCCUGAUCCACUGUGCCUUCGCCGCUUCGGACGCACGCCGCGGCCGCCCUCUUUCCUUAUCGUUCGUCGGUCACGCUUCCCUUCUCUUUGCUCUGCGCGCGAAUAUUUUCCGACCACUCUCUCCAUCUUUCUGGCCACACGUCGAACACCAUGAUGCUGUCGCUCGCCCGAAAGCUCUCACCUCCGAGGCCAACCAAGCUUCCCCUGCACCCUCUCUAUUUCUUCUCUUCACUCUCAGCCUCUCAGUCAAAUCACUUCUCCUCUUCCUCUCCAUCACCAUCACCGCCCCCUAAACCCUGCCAAAGCUCUCCUCUCCUCGCCAUCCUCCGUUCCUUCUCCUCCUCCUGCUCCCAGUCUCCAACCGCAUCCUCCCAUCCCCUCCCUCCCCUCUCGGCCCUCCGCGGCGGAUGCUACGAGGAGGACUCCGGCGGCGCCCCUCCCUCGCUCCCCCUCUGCCCCGGCUGCGGGGUGCACAUGCAGGACUCCGACCCCUCCCUUCCGGGCUUCUUCUCCCGCCCUUCCCCAAAAUCCCCUGACUAUCACGCCCCUCUCGACCGCCGCCGUCUCCUCGCCCCGGACGACCCCCACACCUCCCUCUCCCUCAAAGCCGGCCUCAUUCCCCUCCAACAGGACAACCCCACCUCGCCGGAACCAAAACCUAACCCGGAAAUAAAGACCCUCGUCUGCGCUCGAUGCCACUCUCUCCGACAUUACGGCCACGUCAAGCACCCCGCCGCCGAGAACCUCCUCCCGGACUUCGACUUCGACCGCAUGGUCGGCCCCAAGAUGGUGUCCCCCUCCGGCCCCCGCUCAGUCGUCCUCAUGGUCGUCGACGCCGCCGACUUCGACGGCUCGUUCCCCCGCAAGGUCGCCCGCCUCGUUUCCGCCUCCAUCGACAUGAACUCGCGGGCAUGGAAGGAGGGGAAGCCCGCCAACGUGCCCCGGGUUUUGCUCGUGGCUACCAAGAUCGACCUGCUGCCCACCUCAGUGUCGCCGGAGGAGCUAGAGGACUGGGUCCGGAAGCGGGCCCGGGUGGGGGGAGCCAACAAGGUCGCCGGGGUGCAUUUGGUGAGCGCAGUGAGGAAUUGGGGGGUGAGGAAUCUGGUGGACCAUGUGGCGGAGCUCGCCGGUAGCCGGGGGAAUGUGUGGGCCGUCGGGGCUCAGAACGCCGGCAAGUCUACAUUGAUCAAUGCGAUGGGUAGGUGUGUUGGUGCCAAAUUGAGCCACUUGACGGAGGCUCCUGUUCCGGGAACUACGCUGGGGAUCGUGAGGGUGGAGGGGGUUCUUAGCGGGCAGGCAAAGCUCUUUGACACGCCUGGGAUUUUGCAUCCGUACCAGAUUAUAACGAGGUUGACGACGGAAGAGCAGAAACUGGUGCAUAUAAGCAAAGAAAUGAGGCCGAGAACUUACCGAAUCAUGGUGGGUCAUUCUGUUCAUCUUGGUGGGCUUAUGAGGCUAGAUGUUGACGAAUCAUCAGUGGAGACUAUUUAUGUCACGGUAUGGGCAUCACCACUUCUUCCGCUUCACAUGGGGAAGACAGAGAAUGCAUCUGCAAUGAUAGAAGAUCACUUUGGUCGGCAACUCCAGCCACCUAUUGGUGAUAAACGGGCCAGUGAACUUGGAAAGUGGGUGAGAAAGGAAUUUAAUGUUAAAGGGAACAGUUGGGAUGCCAGUUCUGUUGAUAUAGCAGCUGCUGGUCUUGGUUGGUUUGGCAUUGGACUGAAGGGAGAGGCUGUUUUAGGUGUUUGGACGUAUGAUGGGAUUGAUGUUGUAUCCCGUGACUCAUUGAUCUCUAAACGAGCACUGAUCUUUGAAGAAGCAGGAUUUACAGUUUCGAAGAUCGUAUCUCUGGCUGACAGUGCACAAAAUAAGCUGAAGCACAACAAAGCUGAGAAGAAAAAGCAUGCUAAUAAAGUAGAACCGGCAGAUGACUCAACAUCCGUAUGUGAAGCAGCCAUCGGUGCUUAAUUUUUGUUUAGUGAUAGAGUUACAGAAUGACAGUUGGAUAAACAGUUACCCAUUGCUUUUAAGGAAGUUUUCCUGAAUAUGAUGGUCAGAUCGUAAGUUUCAAUGAAAAAAAGAUGAUGAGAUCAUAAGAGAGGAAUUUGCUUAUGAUCUCUGGCAUUGGUUUUUGAAGUGAAGAGGUUGAAUAGAUGAAUGCGUUUCUUGUAACUGAUCAAAAUAUGUCCGCAUUAAAUAUUUGUUGUAAGCCUUUUGAUAUUUGCCAUAUCUACGUUGUAUAGGAAUAUUGAUUUAUAGAAAAUUUUUCUAGAGUUAAAAAUGAGUGAGAAAAAUUUUUUUUAUA
Messenger RNA from Elaeis guineensis (African oil palm), 2583 nucleotides. NCBI's taxonomy places the organism in Eukaryota, Viridiplantae, Streptophyta, Magnoliopsida, Arecales, Arecaceae. The record is from RefSeq and is a predicted model, not a curated record.